Xenopus laevis (African clawed frog) is the source of this 2685-nucleotide messenger RNA. RefSeq names its product cyclin and CBS domain divalent metal cation transport mediator 4 S homeolog (gene cnnm4.S). The record is from RefSeq and is a predicted model, not a curated record. Lineage: Eukaryota; Metazoa; Chordata; Amphibia; Anura; Pipidae. Bases 162 to 2459 code for a protein of 765 amino acids. The transcript is spliced from 8 exons.
ACAGAGAAGCAAUGGGGCGUGGUUAUGCAAAUACAAUCCUGGCGGUAGAGGGAGAAAAAAUAGCGGUAAAAGGGCGUGAGCUGGUCUGACAGGUGGAAAAAGGGACGUCAUUCGUAGCGUUGAGGGGCGUGGCCCCGGCCUGGGAGAGCCCAUAGUGUAGUAUGGCUGAGUCUGAUGGACGUUGCUACGGAUUGCUCGGCCGCGCAUUGUUUUUGCUGCUGCCCCUGUCCUGCUGCGCUGCCCGCACCGAUUCUCCGCUGCCCGAGCACCUGCCGCUCAUCCUGGGCUUCCGCUUGGAGAGAAGUGACCGACACGCCGCGCUGUCCCCGGACGGGGAGCUGGAGGUAGCGGAAGGCAGCCGGCUGGAGCUGCGAGUUUACGGCCUGCACCUGCGGGAGCACAGCGGGCAGCUCCUGGCGUUCACCGAGUACUCCCCGGGCUCUCAGGACAACCGCAGCUGCCUGGGGGACACUAGGGACUUGCUCGUGACCCGGCUGAACGCGAGCGAGGAGGGAUUCGGCGCGGCGGCGCUGGUGCGUUUGGAUGUGCUGCCCCUGCGGAAGAGCCAGAGCUCCCGGGUGUACGUGCUGUGUACGAGCCGAGGCCCCGGGCUGCCCUGGAAGUUACACGCGGGACCGGACGGGAGGCUGCGGGUGUUGGAGGAGGAGAAGCCGCUGCUGCCGGUCUGGUUACAGGGAUGUAUUAUCGCCGUGUUACUCGCGCUCUCCGGGAUCUUCAGUGGACUCAAUCUGGGCCUCAUGGCGCUGGACCCGAUGGAGCUGCGGGUGGUACAACGCUGCGGGACGGACACAGAGAAGCGCUACGCGUCCAACAUCGAACCGGUGCGGCGCCAGGGCAACUACCUGCUCUGCUCCCUGCUGCUCGGCAACGUCUUGGUCAACACCACCCUCACCACUCUGCUCGACCAGCUCAUCGGCUCCGGUCUGGCCGCCGUCUUCGCUUCCACCGUGGGCAUCGUCGUGCUGGGGGAGAUCGUGCCCCAGGCUCUGUGUUCCCGCCACGGCCUGGCUGUAGGGGCCAAUACCAUCUGGCUCACCCGCAUCUUCAUGGUACUCACCUUCCCCGUGGCCUAUCCCGUCAGCCGCCUGCUCGACUGUGUCCUCGGCCAGGAGAUCGGAACCGUCUAUAACCGGGAGAAGCUGCUCGAGAUGCUCAAGGUGACUGAGCCGUAUAGUGGUCUUGUGCGCGAAGAGAUGAACAUCAUACAGGGGGCUCUGGAGCUGCGCACCAAGACUGUGGAGGUGGUCAUGACCAAAGUAGAAGACUGUUUCAUGCUGCCCAGCGAUGCCACGCUUGAUUUUAACACCAUGUCCAGCAUCAUGGAGAGUGGCUACACUCGCAUCCCCGUCUAUGAGAAAGAGCGCUCCAACAUCGUGGAUAUUCUUUAUGUCAAGGAUCUUGCCUUUGUGGACCCAGAUGAUUGUACCCCCCUGAGUAGCAUUACCCGCUUCUACAGCCACCCUCUCCAUUUCGUGUUCAGCGACACCAAGCUGGAUGCUGUUUUGGAAGAGUUUAAGAAAGGCAGGUCCCAUCUGGCUAUCGUACAGAUAGUGAACAGUGAAGGAGAAGGGGAUCCGUUCUAUGAGGUGAUGGGACUGGUGACGCUGGAAGAUGUCAUUGAGGAGAUUAUCAAGUCUGAGAUCCUGGAUGAAUCGGAUUUGUAUACUGAUAACCGCAGUAAGAAAUAUGUCAAGCGUCGCCAAGACAGGAAAGAUUUUUCAGUAUUCAAGGACCCAGAAAAUGAAUUGAGGGUUAAAAUCUCCCCUCAGCUGUUCCUUGCUGCCCAUCGCUUCCUGUCCUCAGAAGUUUCCCUGUUUGCACCUGCACUAGUCUCAGAGAAAACCCUCUUGCGCUUGCUCAAGUACCCUGAUGUGGUUCAGGAACUGCAUUUUAAUGAGGAAGAUAAAAAGGCACCAGAGAACUUCUUGUACCAAAGCAGCAAGACAGCAGAUUACUUCAUACUCAUCCUGCAGGGUAAAGUUGAAGUAGAAGCUGGCAAAGAGAAUAUGAAAUUUGAAUCGGGAGCCUUUUCCUACUAUGGCGUUAUGGCCAUAAACACACCAUCUGCUCCUGAACUCCGCUCCCCAUCCCACAUGAGCAGCCCCAAUCGCUCCAUCUCCCUGAGUUGUCACGAGAGAUCUAACUCCAUCUCUUCCACAAUCGGUGGCAGUAAUACUCCGCUUAUCGUUCAGGCACAGUACAUGGCAGACUUCAGUGUGCGAGCCCUCGGUGAUCUGCAGUUUGUCAAGAUCACGCGAGAACAGUAUCAAGGAGCACUCCUGUCCUCUCGCUUAGAUAGCAGCCCCCAGUCCCUGGAUGGAGGAACUCGCAAGCUAAAUAGCACCUUAUCAGAGCACAGUGAAAUUCUGGAGGAUGAGACCAUCAGCCUUCUGAACCAGAGGAACUCUCAGCACAGUCUGCAGCACAAUGCAGUCUGACACCACCAUCUGCGUCUGCUUAGUAUUGCUCCACCGGAUUUUGAUUUGCACCUGAAAACUGAGGAGUGCUUGGAAGAUCGCUGGAAUGGACACUUCAAUAAUCAGGAGCAGUGUUUGGCGACGCAGGAGUGAAAGGAAUUGUUGGUGGGGAGGGGACGGGGGAGCGUGAAUAUGGCAGACCAUGUCUUUGCACCACUCUAUUUUGGAUACCAUGCUGUGUAUAUCA